AUGUGGUUGGAAAAUCGUGCUUUCAAGGCGUUCUUUAAGGAAUGGUGGGAAAAUGCUCGUGUCCAUGGGUGGGAGGGUUUUAAGUUUAUGCGAAGGUUGAGAGGAGUCAAGGAAAAUCUUAAAAUUUGGAAACGUGAAGUUUUUGGGGAUACGGGUGAGAUGAAAGCAGAACUAGUUCGGGAGAUUGGGGAAUUAGAUGUGAAGGAGGCCAGGGAGGGCUUAUCUCAAACGUUAAGAUUUUAUCGUAGAGUUGCGUUGGGGAAGCGGAAGAAGAGUUUUAUUAAGAAUUUGGAAGUGGCUUCAGGCGAAGUCGUGUGUAAGGAGGAGCUUAUUGUCAAGGAAAUUUUUAAUUCUUAUUCAAAUCUAUACUCUGAUGGGGGUGUGGAUCGUCCAGGGAUUAAAGGCAUUAAUUGGGUCCCAGUGGAUUUAGCGUCUGCUAGUUGGUUGGAAAGACUCUUCGACGAAGAUGAGGUGAGACAGGCUGUAUUUGAGUACGAGAGAGACAAGGCUCCUGGCCCAGAUGUUGCUGAUGUGUUGGGUAGGAUUAUUGACUUAGCUAAGGAUAAGGGUGUCAUUGAAGGGUUUGUGGUGGGAAGGGAUGGGAUAGUUGCGACUCACUUACAAUUUGCGGAUGAUACUAUUUUCUUGUCAUUAAAGGAGGAAAGUAAGGUGGGGAGUCUGCUGAAGAUUCUAAGAAUUUUUGAAAUAGUGUCGGGCCUCAAGGUCAAUCUUAGUAAAAGCAGUGUUGUGGGUAUUAAUUUGGCCGAUAGUCAUGUGCAUAGAGUGGCGGCCAUGUUGGGAUGUUCAAUUGAUUCCUUUCCCCUCAAAUAUCUAGGGCUUCCGUUGGGAGGAGAUCCUAGAUUGGUGUCUUUUUGGGAACUUGUUCUUGUCAAAAUUAGGAAAAGAUUGGAGGGAUGGAAGCGAGCUUUGUUGUCUAAGGGAGGGAGGUAUACGUUGGUACAAUCCAUAUUAGGAUCUGUUCCUAUUUAUUUCCUGUCCCUUUUCAAAGUUCCGGUUAGCAUUGCAAGAAAGAUUGAGAAAUUGAUGAGGGAUUUUCUCUGGGAAGGGUGUGAGGAGGGUAAAGGAGUUCAUUUGGUUAGGUGGGAGACUGUUUCUCUUUCUAGGGCAAAAGGUGGCUUGGCUA
Messenger RNA from Camellia sinensis, 1144 nucleotides. NCBI's taxonomy places the organism in Eukaryota, Viridiplantae, Streptophyta, Magnoliopsida, Ericales, Theaceae. The record is from RefSeq and is a predicted model, not a curated record.